AUGGCUCAAUCAACUGCAGCCUUCAAGGUCGAGGGCGAGCUUCUAGCCCUUUGGAACACAGCACAGCAGGAGUUUCUCACAUCUAACCUCGCAGGAAAUCGUCUCCUCAAGGAAGAUGCUGAGGAUGUUCCAGAUCCGGCGGAGUGGCUGCAGUCUUUUCAGGACAAGCGAGACAGGAAGGCGAGCAAGAUUUCCAGUACCUGCAGGAAGGUUGGGCGACAUCUAGAGACUAUCCAAGUCUUUGUACGUUUGGUUGGCUUUUCUGUGUCUGUGGCGACUGCAGCCGCCCCUGCCGCUUCACCUGCAUCAUUGGUUGUGAAUGCAUUCGCUUGGCUGUUCGACUCCUGUGUCAAAGUUUCGAAAUCUUUUGACCAAAUCGAGGGGUUUUUCCGACUCAUCGCGAACAGACUGAAGGGUCUUCAGGUCAUCAGUGAGCAUCUGGGGAACAACAACCUUCACAUCCUCCGGGAAUGUAUCGUCCAAAUAUUCAUAUGCUGUCUCAAGAUCUGCAGGAUCGGAUCUGAGCAAGUCGAACAUAGGAUCAAGACAUGGGUUUCACAGUUGAGCGGAGAUGAUAAAAUAGACUCGGAGCUUCAAGAGUUCAACAAGGUCGACGAAGCACUGCGCUACUUCAUUGAGAUAGCAACAUACAAGACCGUCGCCCAAGCGGGAGAGGCUUUGACACAAGUCAUUGCGGGCAUGAAGAAGCUCCUCGACUCGGACGAUCGGUCUCAACGUGACGAAAUGCUUGACUGGCUUUCAGUUCUGGAGGCGCCAAAGAUGCACGAAAAGGUCGUAAGUGAGGUGCCUAAGGUUUCUGUGGGUGGCAACUGGCUUCUCAGAUCUGAGCUUUUUAGAGCUUGGAAAGAGCAGGAUGUCAAUCGCAUUUGGUAUACAGGCGACCCUGGCGCUGGCAAGAGCGUGAUAGCAUCCGUCAUUAUCGAACACCUGAGGUCAUGGGCAAGCAUUCCACCCCAGGAAGGCAAUGUGAUGCUUGGUUAUCUGUACUUGUCCUACACAUCAAAGCCAGACAUCAGGGAACUUCUUGGAAGCAUUUUACGCCAAUUCCAGUCGGACAUCCCAUCCCAUCCUGUCAUCAUGGAGAGGUUCCAUGAGUACCAAAGAGGCGGAAAAUACAGCAACAAAGUUCGGAGGCCCCAUUUAGAGGAUAUAAUAUCCAUGUUGACCGAAAUAUGCAAACACAAAACUGUCUUUGUGAUUGUGGACGCCUUGGAUGAGCUUGAUAUCAGCACUGAUGUCAACAGCCGCUCAACCCUAUUGCGACUGGUUCAGGAAAUUCAGCCGAACGUCAAAGUUCUGGUGACAUCGAGGAUCUUAGAGCAUCUGAAAAUCCUCCAGACCGGGUUCCAAACCGGAAAGAUUGAAGCGCAUGACGAGGAUAUGGACAAAUACAUCGACUUCGCGAUCAAAAACUGCGCCUCUUUGCCGUCUUUUCCAAGCUAUCACCAGGAGAUAAAAUCGCAAGUCAAGCGGAAAUCCGGCAAGAUGUUCAUCAUUGUUCGGCUUCACAUGGCCGCUCUUUCUGAUGUUCAGGUAGAGGCCGAGCUAGAAAGCCUACUGGAAAAGUUGCCAGACAGCAUUGAAGGCGCUUACAAGAUCACAAUGGAACGGAUAAGUGUCCAGCAAGACGCCAAGAAGGACCGGGCUAUGUCUACCCUUGGAUGGGUAACAUAUGCCAGACGGCUACUUUCGAUUCGAGAGCUCCAACACGCUCUAGCUACGGAAGAGUAUCCAGGUCGAAGCGGAGAAAAGUAUCUGCGCAAAGGCAGCGACAUCAUUGCAGGUUGUUGUGGACUUCUUGUGACAGACUUAGACGACAUGGUUCGCUAUGUUCAUAGGUCUGCCCGGGAAUUCUUCGACAAGCAAAUUGGGAACGACACCUUUCUUCCAAACUUCGAUAAACGCAUGGCCAUGGCCUGUGCCAGUCACUUGUCCACAUUGGCGACCCAUCCGCAAUUAGCAGCAUCUAUUCAUCGUCGCAAAAUUGUGAUGAAGAUGAUAGAUGAAGAUUUCCCACUAGCGUGCUAUGCUGGGCAGUUUCUCCAUACACAUCAUCGCAGGAUUCGGGAUCUUCAAAAUGACGAACAUCUUGCCGACACGAUCUAUUCUCUAGUCUCAGAUGAGACCAGCAGAGAAAUCUACAGUCGCCUCCUUCGCAGAUUCAAAGCAUACGUCAGGACCCGCACGUUGCUGGACGAUGACAACAGAAGGGGGAUCUCACGGCAGCCGCUAGCAAGGUCCAUUGGGCCUCUCCAUAUCGCAGCAUUCUUGGGCCAUCCUCAGGUAGUCGAACGACUGAUUGAAGAAGGAGCGGACGUUAACGGGUUGGAUCGAUACAGACAAUCGCCAUUGAUCGUCGCAAUGAAGAGUGGCCGCGAUAGCGCUGCCGGGAUCCUGCUCAGCAAAGGGGCUGAGGUUAACCUUGCCACAAAAAGAGGCCACAUCAUUCUCUUAUACGCGAUGGAGAGAGACUACAACACUGUCAAGCAGAUCAUCGGUGACAUCAAUGGCGAUAUUUCAGAUGAGGAUUUCCUCCAGAUCUUGGGCAUUGUGUCUAUGAUCAUACUGGCUUUGCUGCAAGUCUUGCGGGCAUUGAUGGAGAGGCUGCUCGUCCAGCCUCGUGCCACAUCCACGGUAUCUAGCUCUCUAAUUCAAGAACUCCCGUCGACGCCUGAAUUGGACAGCUCUCUUUGGAAGUACAAAAGGCUACUUCAUGCAGCCUACGGGGGAAAUGAGGAUGAAGUUCUUAAGCUUCUCGAACCCACGGCUUCGGAGCCGGUCAACCUGGAUCUUGUUUCUCCUGAAGCCGAGUCUAACUUCGAAAUUUCCAACAAUUUUAGCGGGCUGUACUACGACUCGGACUAUGACUAUGACUCGGACUCGGACUCGCAAAGCUCAUGGGCAGGUUCAGACAGCAGGGACUCGUCACCUCAUCCAGUCGGAAGUAGCGACGAAGAGAGUUUUAUUGGAGACUCUGAUGAAGAAACCUCCAGCUCCAUCGGCUCAGCUGGAGACAGGAGCAGAAAAAGUUCGGCAGACUCCACUGAGGACGCCGAUGACAUAGAAGUGGAGUAUGAAGAGGCUGUCUCUGAUAACGGUAGCGAGGGUGACAAAGAGGUCGAUGUGGAUCUAGUGAGACAACAGGGCACUGGUGAGGCUGUUGUGGAGCCCGGAUUGGCAGGCGAGGACACGCAAGAUCCUGUGGAUGAGCUCGUCAUCAGCUCGAAGUUUGACGGUUACGACAUGUGUUCGGAGGAUGACUCGUCUGAUGGGACCGUCGAGGACAUCCAAGCUGACGACAGCGACGACACGGACGAUGAGUAUGAAAAGUCAUCACAAGGAGACAGUGGUCUGGCUUGGUCGCAUGAUUCUCGGCCCACUUCCGAAGUUGACACAAUCAAGACUGCUUUUUUGAGGACCGCCUGUUUCCUUGCAGCCGAAAGAGGAAACAAUAGAAUCGUGCAGAUAUUCCUCGGGCGUGGAACAUCUCCUGACCUGAGGAACUUUCAAGGGCAGUCUCUCCUUCAUCGAGCUACUGCUAGAAACAACCAGAGUCUCGUCAAACUUCUACUCGACAACAAUGCCGACGUUGACAAAAGGGACGAAAACGGAAGGACCCCGUUGAUGGCAAAUGCUGGCGAGAAAAAAGAAUCAGUCCUCAAAGUUCUUCUUCGACAUGGCGCCGACGUGGGCCUGAGGCAGCGAGAGGGAUGCCAUGAGAUGUACGAAGCAGCCGUCUUUGGUGCAGUUGAUGUCGUCAAAUUUUACCUAGAUCAUUGGAUCGAUCCUUCUAUCACGAACCAUUUUGGAUGGACACCCCUCCAUGGAGCCGCGGCCAACGGCCAUCUGGAAUGCGUUCGGCUCCUUCUUGAUAAGGGGGCUGACCCAUCACCGGUCUCUGACACUGGCUUAACACCUCUUGAUUUUGUUCUCCGGGGCCAAAAACACUACGACCACAUAUUGACGGGCGGAAGGCAUUAUGAAGCAGAAUUGACCCGAGCAAAGGAACUAAGUGUGGAAGACAAAAGUGAAAACAGAACACAGAUCCAGGAGCUACUGUCCAAGCAUCGAGCAUUGACUUCUACGGAGAUGAGGGAAAAGAUUGGAGAGCGUGCCUUCGAGAAGAAGAUGAACCACCCGGGCUGGCGAGAUUGCGAUACUUGGUGGGACUCGAGGACAAAACCAUAUUUCAGUUACAAUGACUGA
Molecule: messenger RNA, 4227 nt
Organism: Diaporthe batatas
Lineage: Eukaryota; Fungi; Ascomycota; Sordariomycetes; Diaporthales; Diaporthaceae
Exons: 8
Coding region: 1-4227 (1408 amino acids)
Cellular component (GO): cytoplasm; nucleus
Molecular function (GO): protein binding
Source: RefSeq, a predicted model, not a curated record